Parnassius mnemosyne (clouded apollo) is the source of this 945-nucleotide messenger RNA. The record is from the annotation of a GenBank genome assembly. Lineage: Eukaryota; Metazoa; Arthropoda; Insecta; Lepidoptera; Papilionidae.
AUGGGCUCACUACCAGCUGUUCGUUGCAACCCAGCUCGACCAUUUCUUCAUAGCGGGGUUGACUAUGCUGGUCCAAUUAGCAUAAGGACAACAAAAGGGCGUGGCCAUCGGUCAUACAAGGGAUAUAUAUGCCUCUUUGUAUGCAUGGUCACUCGAGCGCUGCACUUAGAAGCAGUGAGUGACAUGAGCACUCAAGCCUUUUUAGCGGCGUUCAGACGCUUUGUUUCAAGGCGAGGUCAUUGUGCCAAACUGUGGAGUGACAAUGGCACUACAUUCGUAGGUGCCUCCAGGGAGUUACAGCAGUUGACAGCUAUUCAGUCAUCAAUAGCCGAACACCUCGAAACGAAUGGUACAGAGUGGCAUUUCAUUCCUCCUCACAGUCCCAACUUUGGUGGACUUUGGGAGGCAGGAGUGAAAUCUACAAAAUUCCAUUUGAAGCGAGUAAUCGGUGAAGCGACUCUCACCUUUGAAGAACUGACGACACUCCUCAGUCAAAUAGAGGCGUGUUUAAAUUCGCGACCUAUGAGCACAAUUAACGUUGAUGAUCCUGGAGAACCACUACCAUUAACUCCGGGACAUUUUUUGAUUGGAGAACCAUUAUUAAAUGUUCCUGAUACUGAUUACACAAACACCAAUAUAAGUUAUUUAUCUCGCUGGCAAUUAAUUCAACGCAUUCUUCAGUCAUUUUGGAAACGUUGGUCACAAGAAUAUCUUGUAACGUUGAUGCAUCGCUACAAAUGGUCGUCCCAAGUUUCUGAGCCAAGGGUUGGUGACAUUGUGCUUGUCAAAGAAGACGACUUACCGCCAAGUCGUUGGUUGUUAGGUAGGAUCAUUGAGAAACAUCCUGGGGAUGAUAAUAUCACCCGUGUUGUCACGUUACGCACUAAAUCCUCAACAAUCAAAAGACCAACAUCCAAAUUAUGCAUUUUACCCGUAAGUCAAUAA